UUGAGAUAAUAUGUAUAAAAUUAGUGGUCCGCAUAACCCAAUAUUUGAAAAUUAUGGAGGUGCAGGCCCAAGUACUUCGAAUCAUCAACAAGAAAUCCAAUAAAGAACAGCGAAGGAAAAACGUGACAAGAAAAGUGUUUUCUCGACUCGAGAUGUUAGAAGGUGCUAAAUCAAUAGGUGUUGGAGCUGCUACAAUUGCUUUAGCCGGAGCUGCUGUCGGUAUUGGAAACGUCCUCAGUUCUUUGAUUCAUUCCAUGGCGCGAAAUCCAUCAUUGGCUAAACAAUCAUUUGGUUAUGCCAUUUUGGGCUUUGCUCUCACCGAAGCUAUUGCAUUGUUUGCCCCAAUGAUGGCCUUUCUGAUCUCAUUCCUUUUCCGAUCGCAUAAAAAGUCAUGAGAUCAAAAAAGAAAUGUGAGAAUGUAGUUACAGAUGUAAAAAAAAGUCAAUAUCUCGUUCUCUUGCUCUUAAAUCAUGAAUUGGAUGAUGUGCGUUUCAUCAAGUAUGAACAUAUUGCAUUUUUUGCUAUGCAAUUUCAGUACCGGAUCGACGUCCAUUUAUUUCUGUGUCCUCAUCCGCGUGUAUGUCUGUGUUAGAUAGGCUCUGGAAGG
Aegilops tauschii subsp. strangulata is the source of this 607-nucleotide messenger RNA. Its product is annotated as ATP synthase subunit 9, mitochondrial-like. Gene Ontology annotation, molecular function: proton transmembrane transporter activity. The record is from RefSeq and is a predicted model, not a curated record. Gene Ontology annotation, biological process: proton motive force-driven ATP synthesis; proton transmembrane transport. NCBI's taxonomy places the organism in Eukaryota, Viridiplantae, Streptophyta, Magnoliopsida, Poales, Poaceae.